Molecule: messenger RNA, 474 nt
Organism: Cladocopium goreaui
Lineage: Eukaryota; Dinophyceae; Suessiales; Symbiodiniaceae
Source: the annotation of a GenBank genome assembly
AUGUUGCAAAGGUCGGGUGUCGACAACCCAAUCAUCCAGAUUCAGAAUUUGGCUCACAAAGUUCUAUUGGGGCUCCAGUGCUUGAGGUGCAAGAAGGGCCACAGCAUGGGGCACCGCUCGGACAAUCCGAGCACCUACAAGAACCAGGCCUGCUGUGACGCUUGUGGCAAAGAGAAUUUGCCGAAACUUUGUUCGAAAGGGAAGCUGUCGCAUUUUUUCCACUGCAGUUUUUGCCGCUUCGACAUGUGCCCUAACUGCGCAGAGAACCCACUCUCUGCCAAGGGGAAGGAUGGCAAGGAGGCAAAGGUAAGCAAAAAGAAAGACAAGAAAAAAGACAAGAAGGUUCCAGAGCCGGUGGACAUCAUUCCUCGUGCCCGCCGAGAGCUAUGGAUUCCUACAGAGGCACAAGCUGUCAAUCGCGCGCCGAUCAAGACUGCUGUCCUCUCUGACUGGGUUGAAGGAAAGCCAGUGUAG